This is a messenger RNA of Adineta steineri, 672 nucleotides long. The record is from the annotation of a GenBank genome assembly. Lineage: Eukaryota; Metazoa; Rotifera; Eurotatoria; Adinetida; Adinetidae.
AUGUGUUUUGCAACAAUUGAUCAAUAUUUAUCAACAUCUUAUAAUCGUCGAUAUCAACAAUGGAAUAGUAUUAAAUUAGCUUGUUAUCUUUGUAUAAUAGCAUUUAUUUGUGCAAUUAUUCAUGGAACUCCAUCAACUAUUUAUUAUAAUCAUACCAUUUCACUUACUACAAAUAAAACAAUUUGCACUAUAACAAAUAAUAUUUAUCAAAAAUAUCGAACUUAUGUUUAUUUUACAGUUAUAGCAGGAGCUUUACCAGUUUUUAUUAGUGUUUUAUUUGGAUCAUUAUCAUAUAGGAAUGUUCAACAAUUAUCUUACAGACAAGUCCCAAUUAUUCGACGUGAAUUAGAUAAACAAUUAACACGUAUGGUACUUGUACAAGAUGUUUAUAUAUUUAUUGCUAUUGUUCCAUAUACAAUUGUAAUGAUAACUGAAACUUUUAUUAAUGUUCAAAAUAAUCCAAUAGGUAAUGCUCAAUUACAAUUUGCAGAUUCUUUAACUGCAGCUAUUUAUUAUACAUUUUUUUCCUUUCCAUUUUAUAUCUAUAUAAUUGUAUCAAAAAGAUUUCGUCAACAAUUAAUCUAUGUACUUUCUCGAAUUUAUAAUCAUUUUGGUAGACCAUUACCAAUAGUUAAUAAUCAAAUUGCACCGGAAACAACUAAUAUUAAUUAA